AUGGAAAUUGAAUCAACAGAUAUAAUCCGGUUAAUCUUACAAUUUUUAAAAGAGAAUAACCUCCCCAACAGCUAUGCGGCUUUACAGGAAGAAACCACAAUCGCAUUAAAUACCGUAGAAUCCAUAGAGGCCUUCACAAAUGAGAUCGUCCAGGGACAUUGGGACACCGUUCUGAGAACAGUAUCUAACCUGAAGAUACCACAGCGAAAAUUAAUCGACCUUUACGAACAGAUCGUAUUGGAACUCAUAGAAAUGCGAGAAUUGGGUGCAGCGAGAACCUUAUUGAGGCAGACGGAUCCCAUGCAAUUCCUGAGAGAUCAUUUUCCCGAACGGUAUUUGCAUCUUGAACAUCUACUUUCUCGGACUUGGUUUGAUUCUAAAGAUGCAUAUCCACCUGGAACGACGAAAGAGAAGAGACGCCAAACCAUUGCUCAAGCUUUAUCUAGUGAAGUGACAGUUGUUCCUUCAUCAAGACUUCUCUCACUCCUCGGACAAGCCUUGAAAUGGCAACAGCACCAAGGAUUGCUCCCGCCUGAUUCAGCUUUUGAUCUUUUCAGGGGAUCCGCUCUCACGACAAAAGUGGAAGAUGACGCAGUUCCCACAAAGUGUUAUGCUACCAUUAAGUUUCCAAAAAAACAACAUGCAGAAUCGACAGCAUUUUCUCCCGAUGGGCAAUAUCUGGUCAGCGGUAGUAUGGAUGGUUUCAUUGAGAUAUGGAACUUUUUAACGGGCAAAAUUCGAAAAGAUUUCAAAUAUCAAGUGGAGGAUAAUCCCAUGAUGAUGGCGGAUCCAGUGCUGUGCCUCAAUUUUAGCCGGGAUAGUGAAAUGUUGGCUUCAGGUGCACAAGAUGGAUGCAUAAAGUUCUCACCGGCACACAGUCAAGGAGUGACAUCGGUAUGUUUUAAUCGUGACAGUAGUCAAGUGUUGAGCUCCAGUUUUGAUCAUACUGUCAGGCUCCACGGAUUAAAAUCUGGCAAGGCCUUAAAAGAAUUUAGAGGACACACGUCUUUCGUUAACGAUGCAAUAUUCUCGUAUGACAUGACGAGAAUAGUAAGCGCAAGCAGUGAUGGAACCGUAAAAAUUUGGGAUGUCAAAUCAACCGACUGUCUGCACACGAUAACACCUCGUGGAGAACAAGCAACUGCUACCAUUGCCGGAGGAGCGACCGUCAAUUGUGUUGUUCAGAUGCCAAAAAACACGGAUCAAAUCAUUGUGUGCAAUAAAAGUUCAACAAUCUUUUUGGUAAAUGUGAGGGGACAGAUUAUUAAAACAUUUUCGUCAGACAAGAAAACUGGAGGUGACUUCAUAAGCUGCAUGGUCUCACCUCAGGGAGACUUUCUCUACUGCGUAGCAGAAGAUUCUAAUCUUUAUUGCUUCAAUGUUCAAAAUGGAAAGCUGACGUCAACUUUAAAGUUAUCGGAAUCGGAAGUGAUCGGCAUUUCACAUCAUCCAUUUUCCAAUAUUCUGGCAACGUACGCGGAUGAUGGUAUCAUCUCUUUAUGGAAACCGUAA
Messenger RNA from Acaulospora colombiana, 1512 nucleotides. Lineage: Eukaryota; Fungi; Glomeromycota; Glomeromycetes; Diversisporales; Acaulosporaceae. The record is from the annotation of a GenBank genome assembly.